Messenger RNA from Schistosoma rodhaini, 2691 nucleotides. The record is from the annotation of a GenBank genome assembly. Lineage: Eukaryota; Metazoa; Platyhelminthes; Trematoda; Strigeidida; Schistosomatidae.
CUCAUCAUAGUCUUAGACAAUGCAGCCGAUGGAAGAUUAAUAAUACACAUGGCUUCUAUUAUAAUACAACAUCAUUAACCAGACGGAGCGAACAGUAUAUACAGAUUCAGCGAAGCCAAGGGAUGCACAAACAACAGAUUACUGAGAAAUGUGGUGAACACUUCGCGAUGAUGGUGGUGAGGAAAGUCGGCAGUAUUUACUUAAGAAUCAUCAAUAACUAGUCCUCUUUACGAUCAGAAAUACGGUUCGCAAUGUAACAAAGUGUGGAGGCGUGACAAGAACUGUUUACUGUAAAAAGUUCUUUGUAUUUGUACUUUUAGCUUCCUUAUAUAUACAACUUGUGAAGUUAUCUUUCUGUAUCGGAUAUUAUUCUCUCUUUAGCAGUAGUAAUGAUGCAUCAAUAAACUUUUGCCCAAAACCUGAUAUUUGUGCAAUCCAACGGACCCUCAGAAUUUGAAAUACGGAAUAAUCGCCUCUUGCCAGGUCGUUCAAGGUCGAUAAAACGAAACGGCGGACGGCUUGGAAGGGCUCUAGCUUUGUUACCUUGCCAAGUGAGCUUGAUUAGUUGAGUAAUGACAGUUUCGUCGAUAGUAGAGCAUAAUCACUACAUAUGUAGUCGAUUUCAAGUCACGCCUAAUUCAUUCAGCUUUAAUCGUCAAUAUACGCAAAUCUAUUUGGCACGUCUGACUGCAGCCAAGCCAGUGUUGAAAACGUUGGCUGAACAGAGAUGGUCAACUUCAUCUACAAAGUCCGAGGUUUCGUAUAUCCCCGUUCGAACAUUAGCUGACCUGAAUGGAGAUGAAAAAUGCAUAAUAAUCGGCACACUUUUCAAGGUACAAGUUUGCUUUCGAAAAUUCCCACUAUCACUUAUUGUACUUUAGAAGCGUAGAUCUUUCAUUAUCAUUCCUCUCAAUGUUAUUUUUAUGCAAAGUAUUCAUUGCUUAUUUCCGUCAGUAAUCUGUGGAGGAAUCUAAUACUGACCGAAGCAGUAAUCAAGUACAGGUUUAUAAACUUAACCUUGAGACACAAUAUGACGACUUACGAUUCUGCUUGGGUACUAAGUCAAAGUAUUUUGUGGAAUUCGAAUGUACAACCCCGAUGGUUGAAGGAGGGAGAUGUGGACUGAAAGUUUUCUCUGUUUAUCCAGUCCGUGACUAGCUAGAAUCGUCCACAAUGGCGCAGGAAAUGCGUUUAAAACCUAGUGUACUACAUGAUAUUGCAGCGGUAGAAAUUGAAAAUAUUGAAUCAGAUAUUCGCAUUUCUUCAACUGAUACUCAAUCUUUGGUUCAUCUCACAUCAGACGAUGAUGUACUUUUUCUUGAAGACGAAGUACAACGUAUUGCUUUGAGUUUUUGUAGUCAGAUUCCAAAACUCUGGUCUCCAGCUAAUCUGGUUACAGGAGUUGUAGUUGCAGCUUUUGGUUACGAGCCUGAAUCUCAACCUGGUUCUUUCUGCGUUGAAGACAUGCUGUUCUUAGAACCUCAACCUGAAAAACCUAUUUAUGUUCAAGAAAUUUCCCAUAUUGACGUUAAUACAACAGAUUUUCGCAACUCUGGACCUUGGGUUGGUGUUGUUAGUGCCUUAGGUUUUGCAGGUAGUGGCCAAGUAAAACCGGGACAUUCAAUAGCUCUUCAACUUCUUGCCGAUUGGAUACGUUGUGCUGGAGACUUCUAUGGUUCAUCAGAGUCACACACUGAUUCUGGUUUGAUACAUCUUCUGAUUUUAGGUGAUUCAAUUCAAGCAUCAAAAUCAAGUAUAGAUAAUGAUAGUGAUAAGUGUACCCCAGCUGUACGUCUUACACAGCGUGCUCGCUACUUAACUCGUAAUGCCGAUGCAGAAACUGUGACCGCUAUGGCUCGUUUUGAUCAGUGGUUAGCCAGUCUUCCUAUAGGAUCAGGUUGUAAAGAUAAUGGCACAGAUUUUAAUGGUAUAUCGAUAGAUUUGUUGCCGGGACCAUCUGAUCCUACUUCAGUCCUCAUGCCACAACAACCGAUUCAUUCAGCCGCCUUACCCUGUGCUGUUUCUCGUUCUGGUGGUGUUGGAAGUGGAAACUUAUGUGGUCGAACAAAUCCUUAUAGUUUUAUGUUGAGAAAUCGAAGUAUUCUGGCUACUUCUGGUCAGGGUGUAAAUGAGUUAUACAGAUAUACGAAAUUAGAGAAUGCUUGUGACAGGAUGGAAGCUACUUUACUGUGGGGUCACUUAGCACCUACUUGUCCUGAUACACUGGGAGGAUAUCCGAUGAUCAACGUCGAUCCACUUCUUCUCCGUUCAUCUUCCACUUCAUCUGCCCAAAACUUUAGUCCUGACUAUCCUGACAUCUAUGUAGCUGGUUGUCAGUCUGAAGAUCAACCAUCUUGGAGACGUGCUCGAUUAAAGUGGAAUGAAGAGAUAGAUAAAAAUAACUGUGGCUGCUUAUUGGUAUCCGUACCACGUUUUGAUUUGACUUUCUCUCUCGUACUUAUCAACUUAAAAUCACUUGAUUGUCGUGUAGUUCGUUUUGAUUCAAGUUUGUUAGAUGAAGAAAAUUAUUGAUAAGAGUAUAAAUAUGUCGUCUUGCUUUUGUAUGAUUGUUAGCAUUUUUUAAGUAACCUAUAUGUGCUACUAACUCAAUAUUAGAGUAUUUCACGAUGUUCAUUCCUUUCGAUCGCCUGCAGAAAUUUCGAUGUUUGUAGGUAUCAUUACCAAGUUUUG